GAGAAUUCAAUUCAUUCUUGAAAAGAUAAUACUGGUUCAUGUUGAAUAACAGUUCUUCUUUUUUUGUUGUUGUGCCAAUCAUAUAUACUCUGAUUCAUUACUUGUCUAUGCUAUUCUUGUUUGGCUGUUUGAUUCAUUUGUUUCCAUAUAUACCAACUUGUAUUCUGCAGCUUCUUCUGUUUCUUCUUUAUUUAUAUCGUCAAGGAUGAUUCCAUUGACAUGUUUGAAAGGAUUAGCAUAUCGUUGGCUUUGACUUCAGAUACGUUUACAGGGCAUUUAGUGUAUGUA
Molecule: messenger RNA, 288 nt
Organism: Halteromyces radiatus
Lineage: Eukaryota; Fungi; Mucoromycota; Mucoromycetes; Mucorales; Cunninghamellaceae
Exons: 4
Coding region: 39-209 (56 amino acids)
Source: RefSeq, a predicted model, not a curated record